AUGGCUUGCGGGGCUUGUGAGGUGUUCCCCGAGCCGUCAGCUCGCUGCAGGAGCCCGGCCGGGGUGCUGCCGGAGGACGAGGGCGGCGGGGAGGACGAGGAGGAGGAGGAGGAGGACGCCUUCGCCGCCGUGCAGGUGCCGGCCGCCGCCUUCCUGGGCGCCGCGGCGGCGGCGGGGAGCCGCGGCCGCCUCAACUCCUUCACGGCCGGCGUGCUGCCCGUGCCCUUCGGCCGCGCCAGCCCCCAGGGCGGCGGCGGAGGAGGCUGCGAGCUGGGGCAGCCCGGCCCCGCCGCCGCCUUCGAGCUGCAGCGAUCCCGACGUCGGCUGAUCUCCCAGCGAUCUUCUCUGGAGACUUUGGAGGACAUUGAGGAAAAUGCCCCACUAAGGAGAUGUCGGACUCUCUCAGGAUCACCCAGACCAAAGAACUUUAAGAAGGUUCAUUUUAUCAAGAACAUGCGGCAACACGAUACCAGAAACGGCAGAAUAGUCCUUAUCAGCAGCAGAAGAUCCUUCUGUAGCAUAUUUUCAGUGCUGCCAUAUCGAGACUGUACCCAAGUCGGGGAUAUGAAGUUGGAUGGUGGACGCCAGUGCCAUUCUACUGGAGUGUGUCUAAAAGAGAUCAUUGGUCUUGAAGGAGUGGAGCUCGGAGCAGACGGGAAGACGGUUUCAUACACACAGUUCCUAUUUCCAACCAAUGCUCUGGGAACUCGGAGGAACACAAUAGACUCCACCUCAUCCUUCUCCCAAUUUCGCAAUGCAAGCCAUCGUAGCCUUUCUCUGGCAAGAGCUAACAGCACCCAGGGGAGCAUUGAUGCAGGCAGUGACCUGGGAGACUAUGUUGAAUAUGACCCCAAUCUUUUAGAUGAUCCCCAGUGGCCGUGUGGCAAACAUAAGCGGGUUUUAAUAUUUCCUUCAUAUAUGACCACAGUCAUAGACUACGUGAAGCCAUCAGAUCUCAAGAAGGACAUGAAUGAGACCUUUAAGGAGAAGUUCCCUCACAUCAAGUUAACCCUCAGUAAAAUAAGAAGCUUGAAGAGAGAAAUGCGCAAGCUUGCUCAAGAAGAAUGUGGUUUUGAAGAGCCCACGGUAGCCAUGGCCUUUGUCUACUUUGAGAAGCUCGCUCUCAAGGGGAAGCUGAACAAGCAGAAUAGGAAGCUUUGUGCUGGAGCCUGUGUUCUUUUAGCAGCCAAAAUUGGCAGUGACCUCAGAAAACACGAAGUCAAACAUCUUAUAGAUAAACUGGAAGAGAAGUUUCGGCUGAACAGGCGAGAGCUGAUCGCCUUUGAAUUCCCAGUGCUGGUGGCCUUGGAGUUUGCUCUCCACCUUCCUGAGCACGAAGUGAUGCCACACUACAGACGCUUGAUCCAGAGCUCCUAGCACUGGCUGCCCUCCUGGGAAGGGGCUCUGGACUGUUCCCACUCAGCUCCCUUGAGCUGCAGUUACUACUGGAAAUGCAAAAUCAGACUCCUAACACUUCACUCUCUCCCUUUCCAAAGCAGUUUUUCCAGCGACUGAUAGGGAACACUGCGUUGACGUAAGACUCUCAGCUUUGGCAAAUUUACGUAUCGUUACUUUCUCAGAGCAGGUAAAGACUGAGAUGUUGGUACAUGGUUAAUGUGCUGAAACUGGGUGGCAACUGACCCUGCCUGCGGGGACUACAGACGUAAAAGUUACCUGUCAUCAGUCAUACAGAAAUACGAAGGGCGUCCUUCAUUACCACCCCUCUCUCAAUCACACAAACCCUGGAAGCCCACGUGAGUGCAUUCUCAUAGUGCUUUUUCUACAGACCUGCUGCAACUUACAAAAGGACUCCCUAACGUUGUGAAAAAGCUUUUAAAAGAGGAUAUCUUCACUGUGUCAAAAAGAAUGUGCCAAUCUAUUUUUGUAUCAGCAAUUGAAAGUGCACUUUUUCCUGUGGGGUGUUUGUGUGUGUAUCCAUGUGUGUGUGUGUGCGUGGCACUGACCUGAUCUGGGUCCAGGUGGUUGGCUCGGCGGUGUCAGCGUGUAUCAGUUACUGAUGGCGAAGAUCAAGGUGACCUUACGUGUUUACUUCUUGAAAAACAUAACUACUGGAAAAGUGGUAAAUGGGAUCAUUUUUGGACACUUGUUUUUUUGUUUUCUGUUUUUUGUUGUUGUUGUUGUUGUUGUUUUAAUUCUCUGAUCUUUCCAACAUUUUACCUUUCAAAGGAUUACACUACUAUUACAAGAGAAGGAUCAGCAACUGACCAUAAGUUUUCAGUCGUGUUUGUGAUAAAGAUGAAAGCAUUAGGAUGAGAUUUCCAUGUCAUGUUUUUUAAAAAUAUCUUGUGUUAAGCCACAUGCAUAUUUUUAACCUUCGCACUUUUCCCACUGUGGAGAUGGUUAGACUUGCACUCUGUAGUGUUGUAUUUCUGUGCUCUAUGUUAGAGUGCGUAAUAAGCACAUUUAUUGUGCUGUAUCUUAAAACAGUGUUUUAUUAAAAAAAAAAAAGAAAAAGUAGGGCUCAGCAGUAUAACAGGUGUCUUAAGGCUCCAACGGCAGGGGCAUCAGCUGUUCAAGGUUUGGUUUUUAACUAGAACUGACUGUGCAAAACUUAAAACCAGUGCCCAUUUAAGUUAAAGGUCCAGUUCCUUUAGACAUUUCAAUACUGGAGUUUUACAGGAAAACCUCUUGCAGCUUCCGUGGCUCUGACUGGACACCCAGAAAGCUGGGGAGCUUCAUCCGAGCUCCCCGAUGCUACGUGCACACUAUGCUAGCGCCAUGCUUACGGACGUUGCUCAGUCGUCGUUACGCUGUGGGAUUACACCCGUGUCCAACCUUCUCUCGUGCAGAUUCACUUAGUAACAAGCCUUGCCCUCAACAUGCCCCGCAUGGAUCCAGUAAAGUCAGAUACUUACACUUACGGUAUUCAAAUAAAAAAAUCUCAACCACGAGAUUUUAGCUGAAGCCUUACCUCUCUAAGUUCGGGAGUGCUAGCUCAGAGUACGGAAAGGGCUUGUGAGCAGAGCGUAGAGAAGUGGGACAUACCAGAGGAUGUAAACACACUAAUGCUUACUUUCUUUCGCUUUUACUUUAACCGGUUUUAUUAUUUCCUUCGGUUAGGCCAGGAAACAUCCAGUUUCUUUACCAGCUUUGACUCCUCUAAAUUCUAGUAUGAUAAACGCCUGUGUAUGAAUACUCUAUAGGAUCUGGAAAGGUUGAAUGAAACAAGUCAGGACAACUGGGAAUUCGCUUGAUGCUGUUGCUCUCCCUCCAUUUUAAGGGGGAGGGCCACUGGGCUGGCUUACAGUUAUUGCUAACACUUGCCUAAUUACUGAUCAGAUACAUUCCAACAGGAUUGGGGGGGGGCAAAGAGAAAAGCGUGCACUUCCCGCCCCGGUGCAACUCCCCAGGCCGCUGCAAUCCCCGCAUCGCUCCUGCUCCCUGCUGCCUCCCGUCCCCAGGCAGCCCUGGAGGAGAAGGGCCCAGAGCCUGCAGAGUGCUCAGCGCCUACAGCUGCCCCCCUGGCUGAUUCAGCCCCCGGGCAGUGGUGUAGCAAGCUGGUCUGCAAAGCAAAACGGGCAGCAGCCCUGCUAAGAGGCCCUUCCAUCCCUGGCUGCAUCCCUCCCCACCAAAAUCAUGUGCGUACAUUUGAGAUUCGCUUCUGAUGGCAGAGAUCUGUUCCCAAGAGCGACCACUCGAAGCUAAGUGGAAGCUUUACCUUUCUGUAAAGGCUUCUGCAUUUUGCUUUUGAGUCUUGAUUUCUUUUUUUUCAUUUUUUAUGUUGCUUUAUAGUAUUGCAGGGAAAAAAAACAAA
Molecule: messenger RNA, 3775 nt
Organism: Oxyura jamaicensis (ruddy duck)
Lineage: Eukaryota; Metazoa; Chordata; Aves; Anseriformes; Anatidae
Gene: CABLES1
Product: Cdk5 and Abl enzyme substrate 1
Exons: 11
Coding region: 1-1377 (458 amino acids)
Biological process (GO): nervous system development; regulation of cell cycle
Cellular component (GO): cytosol
Source: RefSeq, a predicted model, not a curated record